Messenger RNA from Pezoporus occidentalis (night parrot), 1450 nucleotides. It is a transcript of the gene SNORC, whose product is annotated as secondary ossification center associated regulator of chondrocyte maturation. The transcript is spliced from 3 exons. Gene Ontology annotation, cellular component: cell periphery. Bases 1054 to 1419 code for a protein of 121 amino acids. Lineage: Eukaryota; Metazoa; Chordata; Aves; Psittaciformes; Psittacidae. The record is from RefSeq and is a predicted model, not a curated record. Gene Ontology annotation, biological process: cartilage development.
AACGUUAAUUGCUGAAGCACAGUUUGUAGCUUGCUUGUGCUCCCAGAAGCAGUGUCAGUGCUCCUCCCCAAAACCAGGUAAGGUCUUAACUGGUAACAGUACUUCACUGCAGAAAGUGAUUCAUUCCCAUGAAAACUUCACCUGCUUCCUUCCUGAGCUAGGAUUCCUUUUACACUGUUUUGUUUCCAGUAUUUGGUAUGUAUUUGCUCUGCCCCUGGCCUUGCCAGCUUUCCUAUGUAUUCGCCCUCGGCUCAGCAUCACAGCCAUGGUCUGUAGCUGUCAUUGCCUCUCCGUGUCACUUUGCUCCUGUGAAAUACUCCACAUUCACUUCAUUCCUUUUCUGGGUGAGUCACACGUGUGCAGCAAGGCCAGUAGCUCUCGAAGAGCUUUGUACUGAUGAAUGCAGCAUUUGGAUCCUGGAGUGUAGGAGAGUCUCCAUGCUUCCUUUGUGGCAUUUUAGAGGCUUGAGGCCUUUAAGAAGUUUGUUCUCUACUACCUCAAAGCAGGACAUGAGGGACCAGCAUGUACAGUAAGCCAUCCCAGGAGCACAAUGAUUUUCUGCUGCAUUAGAAGUGAAGUUACCUACCCCCAAAAUGGGGCUUUUAGUGCACAGUGGAGUUUUUUCUGCUUUUCACCCCAUUAGCAAAGGAAAUUUCCUGCCUUGGGCAGACAAAGAAGGAAAGGGCAUGCAGACAGCCCUCUGCUCUCCUGCGUACACAUGCAGCCCUGCCUUUCUGUAAACAAGUUUAUUUAACAUUCAUCAGAACCGCAGCGCUCUGCGCUGCUCCACACUCCAGCUCUGGCUUUCGCACAUCACAGGCUGCCCUUUGUGCUCCCCAUGAAGGCCUCUUUUCAUCCUUGCCCUGGCCCUGUGCCCGCUGGAGCCACCUGGGGCUGGACAGCCCAUUGCUGGCCUCAGGGUUCACCCAGCCUCUGCCCUCCCAUCUCGGCACCUUGUGCCUUCCAUGGCAAAGCCCUCCAUGGGGGGCAGGAGCAGAAUCUGCCUUGGAGAGAGCUGUAGCUGAUGCCAACCUUGCAGACCCCACGUCUGGAAUGAGUCUUCCCAUCUUCAUUGGGCUUAAUUUUAUCACAGUGGGGUCUUGGAGCUACCUGGUACCAGAAGCCUUGUCAGAGCACCUGCAGGGCCCGGUACCCACCCUCUGGAACGAGCCUCCCGAGCUGCCCUCUGGAGCUGGCCCCAUGGACACCACCACAGCCCGGCUCUCGGAUGCCACAGCCUUCCCCGUGUACACGUCUGAGCUGGAGCCUGAGGACACCACUCACCUGCACCGGCUGGAUGCUGGGAAUGGGUCACUGGGACCCGGAGCUAUCGGUGCCAUUGUCAUCGCCUCCCUCCUGGGCACCUCUGUGCUUGUGGCCUUGGUCAUCAUCACGCUGAGAAAGUUCUCUGCCUCCUGAACUCAAUAAAAGGUUUCUCUGUAACACACCA